Molecule: messenger RNA, 399 nt
Organism: Strongylus vulgaris
Lineage: Eukaryota; Metazoa; Nematoda; Chromadorea; Rhabditida; Strongylidae
Source: the annotation of a GenBank genome assembly
AUGGACGCUGCUGAGACAACUGUUUCUCCUGCGAUAGAAAUGGCGCAGCAAGACAACAUCUCUGCUGAUGUCGAACAAACUGAAAAAGAGCAACCAGAAGAAGGCACUUCUGAUGCUGACGUUAACGAGCGUCUUGUAGAAGAUUUUGCGGAAGGAUCAGAUAUGUUGUUGAAUAGCCAAGAGAUUGACCGAUGUCAAGCUCAGCGUGAUGCGCUUGCCGCAUAUGCAGAAAAAUUAAAGCAGUGGAAACAUACAGUAAAAUGUGCAAACGAUGAGCUUAUGACAGCAAUUCAAGCUGUGAAGGAAACGGGAGCGAAUGCAGAGGAUUUCCAAGCUAAAGAAGGGAUACUGAUGAUGAUGUCUGGAUGCGUUCAUACUAUCACCGCGCCAAAAUUAUAA